AAUAAAUCAGCACGUGCGGGCGUGAGACACUUGGGUCAUACGUGUUAUGUAGCCGGAGUGCCCAGAUACCUGCCAAUCUGCUUCUGGAAUUGGUCGUUUACAUUUCCUGGACAUCGAGCGGGCUCAAUAAUGGCUGCUGUCUCAGAGGAUACUCUGAGUGCUCAGGAUGCCACCAUGGACCAGGAUGAAGAAUGGAAGAAAGCAGGGAAAGGAAAGAAAAGGAAGAGAAAUAAUACUGAGAAGAUGGAUGAUGAACAGGCUGGAGAAGCAGCUUCAGCCACAGCGGGACGGCCAUAUUUCCCACCUGUGAAGAGGGAAAAGUUGCAAAAUGGAGUGGAAGUGCGCAAAAUACCAGUACCUGCCCAUAGGUACACGCCUCUGAAGGAAAACUGGAUGAAAAUUUUCACGCCUGUUGUGGAGCAGCUGAACCUGCAAAUCAGGUUUAACCUGAAGAUCAGAAACGUCGAAAUACGGACUUGCAAGGAGACUACAGACGUGAGCCACCUGCAGAAGGCGGCCGACUUCGUGCGCGCCUUCAUCCUGGGCUUCGAGGUGGACGACGCGCUAGCACUGCUGCGGCUCGACGACAUCUUCAUCGACUCGUUCGACGUCCAGGAUGUGAAGCACCUCAAGGGGGACCACCUGUCACGCGCCAUCGGCCGCCUGGCCGGCAAGAACGGCAAGACCAAGUUCACCAUCGAGAACCAGACGCGCACGCGCAUCGUCGUGGCCGACCACCGCGUGCACAUCCUGGGCGCCUUCGCCAACACGGCUGCCGCGCGGCGCGCGCUGUGUGAGCUGAUUCUGGGGAGCCCGCCUUCUAAGGUGUUCGGCCACAUCCGGAACGUGGUGGUCACGUGAGCGGUGACCGCGGAUGUGCCGAAAACCUUAUCUCUUCGGGGAGAUGUGAGCCGAAGCGGUGACGUGUGUCGUCCCGUCCCGGACGCCGUGAUGUCACGGCGCGUGGCGCGUGCGCGGCGCGACUCCCGCACAGCGACUGGCAAUGGCGGGAGUGUGUCGACGCUGGGCCUGGUGCGGACGGCGCGCUGAAUGUGGCGUGAGACUCAGCGGCCCUGCUGGAACGUCCCGGUUGUCGUGGUCAUACUGGGCAGUAAGGAGCUGCGGGUGGGCGUGGGGAGCUGUUGCCCGCUUCGAUGGGCUCCACGGCGUGUGGAGGCCAACGGGGGCCUGCUGCAGCCUUUGUGAGAUAGUAAUGCUGCUGCUGCUGUGGAAAUUCCGUACCAGUGGCCUCAACAGGAUGCGCAUUGAUUGCCUGAUUUUAGAAGUAGUUAUGUCGCUGGCGAUCAUUUUAUUGAUUGCAGGAUAAGUGGCCCCUUUGGACAGUCUCGUGUGCAAAAGCAAGACACAGGUUUUGGUUGCAAAGCGCUACAAUUUGUAUUAAGUUUGGCCGGAGGGAUUCUUUGCAUUAUGCUGUGAUCUGAAAUAGCUAGCAUACGGCUUUGCAUCAUUAUUUCCUUGAGCGAACGAUUGGGCCUCGAGGGGUAAACGCGGAGGACCACAAAGUUAAAUUAUGUAUUCUUUCGCUCUUUUAAGGUCAUAUAAAUGAACACAAACAGGAUGCGAAGUUGCCAUGCUGUAUUGUACCACGCCUCGUACGUGCUGAGAGUCCCGACAUACACGUCCGUCCGAAAACGA
This is a messenger RNA of Pollicipes pollicipes, 1656 nucleotides long. RefSeq names its product RNA-binding protein pno1. The transcript has 6 exons. The coding region runs from base 130 to 861 and encodes 243 amino acids. The record is from RefSeq and is a predicted model, not a curated record. Gene Ontology annotation, molecular function: RNA binding. Lineage: Eukaryota; Metazoa; Arthropoda; Thecostraca; Pollicipedomorpha; Pollicipedidae. Gene Ontology annotation, cellular component: nucleus.